Messenger RNA from Harmonia axyridis, 3216 nucleotides. RefSeq names its product actin-related protein 8 (gene Arp8). Gene Ontology annotation, biological process: double-strand break repair; regulation of DNA-templated transcription. Gene Ontology annotation, cellular component: Ino80 complex. Bases 1429 to 3135 code for a protein of 568 amino acids. The transcript has 11 exons. The record is from RefSeq and is a predicted model, not a curated record. Lineage: Eukaryota; Metazoa; Arthropoda; Insecta; Coleoptera; Coccinellidae.
UGAAAGUGGUAGUGUGUGCAGUGGGAAAAGUGAAUUGAAGUGCUCUGGAUGGGAAUUUUGGGAUGAUCUGGACAGAAUGCAUACCAAAUUUCUCAAUUGAAGGAACAAACAUUCCUUGGAAACAGGAGGUGAAAUAUCUGGAUACUACAUUGGAUCAAAAACUUAAUUGGUCAAAGCAAAUUGAUUUGGUCUGUGGUAAGGCAAUGAAGAACUGUAACAUACUAAGGACUCUGUGUGGAACCUGGUGGGGUGUCCAACCUGAUGAACAUGCUAACAAUAUAUGGAGCAUUGAUUCGACCGCAAUUGGAUUUUGGGGCUCUGAGGCACUAAGAACAAGCCUGGGACUAAUGCGGUCUACUCCAGUAAACAUCUUGCUUUCCGAAAGUGGUGAAAUGACGCUGGAAAAAAAAAGAAAGUUGUUGGCAUCAGAGUUUAUACUGAAAAGAAUGAGAUACAAAAAAAAUCCCACAUUGCAAAAUAUUGAAGAAAUAAUACCAUUUACGGGUUUUUGGAACAAUAAAAAACCACCCUUCGUUGAGAUAUAUGAAAAAAUAGGGCCAAAACCAAGACUCCUGGAGAGAAAAAAAACUACCAAUAUACAACUUGGAUAUAGAAGGACACAUUAGGAAUCGCGAUUUUAUAGUGGCACCAAUAGAAAAAAGCAGUAUUGACACAUCCAUACAAUUCCAUUCCUUUUGUGAAAAAUAUGUAAAAUCCCCAUACCUAUACCUUUUCUCCCAUAGGGAGAACUGGAAUAUACUCGGAGAAUCUGUCAGCAUCCAUUAGACUGCCAGAUCAUUGGUCAGGGUACACUGCAGAAAUGUUCACGAUUGGAUAUUACAUUAAUGAUAUACUGUGCCAAGUUAAUGAAAUAAUAGCAUAUGCAGAUGGCACAGUUUUAAUGUUGACAGUGAAUUAGCAUAGGUAGCAGACAUGUCGGAAAAACGCAAAAGGGACCCAAAUUUCCAACCUGAAGAGAAAAUUCAAUCUUUCACUUGAUAACAUAGAAAAACAGAAGAAACAUUCAACGAAUCUUGAGAUACUGAAAUGAUAUUUAAAAAUUUAGUAUUGAAAAUACAAUGUCAAGAUAUAAUUUACACCUUCAAUAUUUUCUUUAUAUUGUAAUAGUUUCCCUGCAUUUGAAAAUGGUCAUUAAUUCGUUUUAUUUGAGAAAUGAAGGGCCGAUUUCUAAGACUGAGUGCAUAUCCAAUGGACGAGCCCAUGGUUUCCCUAAGUUUGGGAAACAAAGAUGAGGAAGAAGAAGAAAUACUAGCUUCUAUACUGUGAUACUUGACAGUUAUGUUAUAAACACAAAGUCAACUCAGGAGUCAGGUUGUAUCAUAAGUCAUAUCAUAAAUCACCAAAGUUUUGGUUACAUUAUUAACGAACCAAUUUUGUUAUUAUUUAUUGGAAUGUGUUCUAUCUUGAAUGGUACAUGAAAUGGCAUCGGCUUGCCCAGAAACACCACCUGAGCAUCUCCAUUCCAAAACAAUUAUAGUUAUUCAUCCAGGAUCUUUGAAUUUGAGGGUUGGGCGAGCAUCUGACUUGAAUCCCUUAACUUUGCUUCACGCUAUUGCACGAAGGGCUCGAUCUAACGGCCAUAUAUACAGAGACUCGUUUUUACCAGAGCGAAUUGAUUUGACACAACCACAGGAAUUUGAAGAAGCUCGUCUUGCUGUAUCACAUACACUUCAAUCUUGUUUGCAAUCUGAUGGACAGAGACGGUAUGCCACACCUCCUCAGCAGAUUGCGGCAUUUAAUCGAAGAUCAGAACCAGAAAUAUUGGCCCCCAAUGGAGGAGAAUGGUUGAAAACUGAUGGAGAUAUUAUUAUAGGAAAUGACAUUUUAGGUAUAAACCCAGCUGAACCCUACAAUAUAAGUUUUCCUUUCAAAGGAGGAGAUUUCAAUGUUCAUAGCGGACCUGGUGGUUCUAUGACUGCAGUAUUAGCUGAUUUGGAAACCAUCUGGACCCAUGUUAUUGAAACUCAUUUUCAAAUCAACAAAAAAGAUUUUAAAUACCACAAAGCUGUUUUAAUUGUUCCUGAUGUUUACAAUCGUACAUACUUAAGAGAAUUGAUGUAUUUAUUGCUGAGUAAAAUGGAUUUUGGUAGUUGUUUCUUGGUUCAGGAUCAUGUUGCCGCUACUUUUGGAUCAGGUUUGAGUUAUGCCUGUGUUAUUGAUGUUGGUGAUCAGAAAACCUCUGUAUCUUGUGUGGAAGAUGGCAUCUGUCAUCCUCAUACAAGAGUGCGACUGAAUUAUGGUGGCGGAGAUAUUGCACAAAUAUUUUACUGGUUGCUCCAAAAAUGUGCCUUUCCAUAUAAAGAUUGCAAAGACCAGAAUAAACUAGAUGCAAUGUUACUUCGGAAACUGAAAGAAGAAUUCUGUCAUGUGAAUUUAGAUAUUUGUGGAUCUCAAGAAAAAACUUUUAUACUCAAGCAACCUGGUAAGGCUGUGAUGCAGUACACAAUUCAAGUUGGAGAUGAGUGCAUUGUUGCUCCUUUGAGUUUAUUCAGUCCUGAAUUAUUUGGAAUAACAGGUCCAAAAUCUAUUCAUACCCAAAAACCUUCAACUGGAGACCCAGAAGAUCCUCAUGAUGAAAACUAUUUGAGAGACAUCAGAAGGAGAGUAAUAAAAGAAAAUUUGGAUCAAUCUGCUACCGAUAUCACGGAAAACUUCUUGGAGCAAUCUGGCCAACACAAUAACUUAACGGAAGAGGAUAUUGUAGUUGAUGCAAUAGAUAAUGCUCCAAUUGGAAAUGAUCGUGAAUUUGUGAUAAAUCCAGGACAAAUUCUAGGCUUAGAUCAGGCAGUUCUACAAAGUAUUGACAGAUGUCCUAACGAAGAUUUGAAAAGAAAGAUGUAUGGUUGUAUAUUAGUUGUAGGCGGUGGUAUGAAGUUUGCAGGUAUUGGUACUUGGCUGCAGAAUAGAAUAUCCUUGCAAAUUCCUUAUCUUUAUCGGGCUGAGCAGUUAGACAUAAUCACCAAUCCCAGAGAUAUGGAUCCAUCCAUGAUAGCUUGGAAGGGAGCUUCAAUUUUAUCGUGUUUGGAAACAGCACAUGAAUUAUGGAUUUCCAAGGCUGAGUGGGAAAAAUAUGGUGUGAGAAUACUAAGGGAGAGAGCACCUUUCACUUGGUAGUUCAAUAAUUUUUUUUUACUUAAAAACAAGGUGUUAUUUAUAUAGCAAUAAUUCUAAUAAAAAGUAUUUAAAUUCUCCUAA